AUGUAUAACUUCCGUGUCAAGUAUAUCAAGGGGAAAAGCAACUGCGCCGCGGACGCUCUCUCGUGCUACCUAGCAUUAGCAAGUGCACCAGAGGACUCAGACGAGGCUGACGAUGAAGCAGUGUGCGCUGUCAUGGUCGCCGCGGCAGCAGAAGCCACUACAGACGACGUGGGUCAUGUGGUAGACCUACGUCAUGUGGAGGAGGAGGCAGUCAAAGAUGAGGAAUAUCAGCUCCUCCGUGAGUGCGUGGCCAAUGAUGGUUGGGACGAGCGGAAGGACGCCGAGCCGGCAGCGCUACGCCCGUACUUCAGGAUGCGGUGGCACUUGUCAUGUCAAGGCGACAUUAUGCUUUACACCAGCGAUGAGAGAUUCCCCCGCCUUGUCAUCCCAACCGCCCUCAGACGCACCGUGCUCGUCAAUCUCCACGCUUGUCAUCAGGGCAGAGACUCAAUGCUUCGCAGAGCCAGGCAGUCUGUAUACUGGCCCGGCAUCGAUGCAGAAGUGGAGCAAAAACGACGCCAGUGCCAGGUGUGCGAGACGCACACGCCCUCUCAACCAGCCGAGCCGCUCCUGCCCACCCCACCAUCCCAGUUCCCAUUUCAACAAGCCGUGGCCGACCUGUUUCACCUACAAGGCAAUGUGUACAUCGCAUACGCCGACAGGCUGACAGGCUGGCUAGAAGUUGAACACCUGUCUGGGGAAGCCACCAGCUCCCGCCUCAUCACGUUGUUCCGGCGGUGGUUCACACGCUUCGGCAUCCCUGAAGAGCUCUCAUGUGAUGGUGGCACCAACCUCACCAGCCACGAAUUGAGGAGGUUCUUGGAGGACUGGCGCGUCACCCUACGAAUCUCAUCAUCCCACUACGCCCAAUCUAAUGGGCGUGCAGAAGCUGCUGUCAAGUCGGCCAAGAGGCUGUUAAGAGGCAACACAACUCGCGGGGGCUCCUUAGACACCGACAGCGCUGCCAGAGCGAUCCUCCAGUACCUCAACACACCCCUGCAUGGCCUCGAUGCAUCCCCGGCACAGCUGCUGACAGGCAGACAGCUGCGAGACGCCAUACCCGUAGAGAGCUCCCGCUACCUCAUCAACGAGCAGUGGGGCAGGACACUGCGCGACCGGGAACGUGCCAUGAUCCAAACAUCAGUCAACUCAUCAAUACGGCACGACCAGCAAGCCCACAGUCUGACACCCUUGAGGCCCGGGCAGCGAGCGCGCAUCCAAAACCCAUCUAGCCAGCGGGCGGUGGGAUCGGGUGGUAACCGUGCUCGAGCUGUCCGCACCCCGUCAAUAUCUUCUAUGUCUAGACGGCAGUGGGAGAGCGUCCAUACGGAAUAG
Messenger RNA from Scylla paramamosain (green mud crab), 1335 nucleotides. RefSeq lists its product as uncharacterized. Gene Ontology annotation, molecular function: nucleic acid binding. Gene Ontology annotation, biological process: DNA integration. NCBI's taxonomy places the organism in Eukaryota, Metazoa, Arthropoda, Malacostraca, Decapoda, Portunidae. The record is from RefSeq and is a predicted model, not a curated record. The transcript has a single exon. The coding region runs from base 1 to 1335 and encodes 444 amino acids.